Messenger RNA from Sarcophilus harrisii (Tasmanian devil), 3704 nucleotides. RefSeq names its product LEM domain containing 3 (gene LEMD3). Gene Ontology annotation, cellular component: nuclear inner membrane. NCBI's taxonomy places the organism in Eukaryota, Metazoa, Chordata, Mammalia, Dasyuromorphia, Dasyuridae. The coding region runs from base 193 to 2979 and encodes 928 amino acids. The transcript is spliced from 13 exons. Gene Ontology annotation, biological process: negative regulation of BMP signaling pathway; nuclear envelope organization. The record is from RefSeq and is a predicted model, not a curated record. Gene Ontology annotation, molecular function: chromatin DNA binding.
ACUGCCACCGCCGCCGCCGCCGCCGCCGCACCUUACGUGUACCCUUCCCGCUCAGGUGAGUCCUUCCCACGCCUCCCAUUGGCCCAGGCGCCGCCGGCUCGGGAAGGCCAACGCCGACGGGUCUAGUUCAGGGUCUAGGGUGGGCGCGUCACUUCCGGUAGCGCGGAGCUUGUAAAACACCCAGGAGAGAAAAUGGCGGCUGCAGCGGCGGCGGCGGCGGCUUCGGCGGCUCAGCAGCUCUCGGAUGAGGAGCUUUUCUCCCAGCUCCGCCGUUACGGCCUGUCUCCCGGCCCGGUGACGGAGAGCACCAGGCCGGUCUACCUGAAGAAACUGAAGAAGCUCCGGGAAGAGCAGCAGCAGCAGCAGCAGCAGCAGCAACAGCAGCAGCAGCAGCAGCAGCACCGGACCGGGGGCCGCAGCGCCAAGACGCGGAACAGCAACAACAAUAACACGGCGGCCGUGGGGGCGCCGCCAGGGGUUGGGGCGGCCGCGGCCGCCGCGAGCAUGGGGGGCAGGCCACUCUCGGGUGACCUCUCGUACCUGCGGACCUCGGGGGGGCUCAGCCGCGGCUCGGCCUCAGCCCCGGAUAACCCGCCUGGAGCCGCGGCCGCCGCUGGGGCCACGGCCGCUCCCGCCUCCGCCCUGGCCGCCUGCGGCGGCGGCGGCAGCAGCAAGGUGCUGCUGGGCUUCAGCUCGGACGAGUCGGACGCCGAGGCCAGCCCCAGGGACCAGGCCAGCGGCGGCAGGAAGGAGCGGGCGGCCCUGCAGUACCGCGGCGGACCGAAGCCCGCGCCCCUAGCAGACGGCGAGGCGGGCCCGGGCCAGCCCGCCGAGAGGAGGAAGCCGCACGCGUGGUGGGGGGCCCGGAGGCCCGCGUCUUCCCCGGACCCCCUGGGGCCAUCGGGGAGGGAGGGCGCGCCGGAGGACGCGGAAGAAAGCGGGGACGGCGGCGGCGAGAGGGAGCCGGAGGGCGAGGAGCUGCGCUGGACCAGCCGGCCCGUGAACGGCAACCGGCUCCUCCCCUUCAGCUGCCGGGAGAACUACUCGGACUCGGAGGAGGAGGAGGAGCAGGACGACGUGGCCGUGGCCCGUCCGCUUUUCAGGGACGAUUCGCUGCUCCGGCCCCGGCCCAGGCGAGGCCUCGGCAAAGCCCCCGUGGGCGCCCGGGGGGAGGCGCCGCACCCUGCGGCGGCGGCCGCAGGCGGCGGCCCGGGGAAUGACAGGGCCGCCAGCAGUCUAGACCGGAGGCGGGGUCCAGAGGAGGGAGGGGGAUGCGACCCACUGGACUGCAGCCCCAUUCCCAGAUACCGCCUCACCUCCAAGAAACAGACCCCGCUGCUCCCCGCGCCCCUACCCGACGGAGAGCUGCCCUUGGAUCGCAAAACCAAUAACCACAUCGGAGGGGGGGGCUUCCACCUGGACCCCCCGAGGGUCUACGCCAACAGUCUCCCGCCCAGCCCUCUAAUCGCCGCCGCCUCCUCCCCACCGCUCAGGAUCAAUCACUCCAAUCAUACGGGCUCCAAUCAUACCUACCUGAAAAAUACCUACAACAAGCAGAAGCUCUCGGAACCGGAGGAGGAGCUACUCCAGCAGUUUAAACGCGAGGAAGUGUCCACCACGGGGGGCUUCAGUGCCCACUAUUUGUCCAUGUUUCUCUUGACUGCUGCCUGCUUGUUUUUCCUGAUACUCGGACUCACCUACCUCGGCAUGAGAGGUACGGGAGUGUCUGAGGACGGGGCACUCAACAUAAAAAGCCCCUUUGAUGAAACAUUCGAAAAGAUACAAGCAAAUGAAAAAAAUCUCAUGAUGAAUUCAUUAUACAAACUUCACGAUCGAUUGGCACAAGUAGCAGGAGAUCAUGAAUGUGGCAGUUCUAUCCAGAGGAGGCUUUCUGUCCAGGAGGCAGCUGCAUAUUUAAAAGAUUUAGGUCCUGAAUAUGAAGAUGUAUUUAAUACAUCUUUGAAAUGGAUUUUAGAAAAUGGGAAGGAUGUUGGCAUAAGGUGUAUUGGUAAUGGCUCAAAUGAAGACUUGACAAACAUAACUGAUGUGCAAUUCUUGCAAUCUACCAGACCUCAGAUGUCUUUCUGGUGUCGUUUUCGACGUGCAUUUAUUACUGUGACUCACAGAUUGUUGUUGUUGUGCUUAUUGUUGUUGUUGUGCUUCGGUGUAGUGAUGGCUUGUGUAGUUGUACAUUAUGUGAAAUAUCACUGGACAAAAGAAGAGGAAGAAACAAGACAGAUGUAUGAUAUGGUGAUAAAGAUUAUAGAUGUAUUGCGAAGUCAUAAUGAUGCUUGCCAAGAGAAUAAAGAUUUACAGCCAUACAUGCCUAUUCCACAUGUUCGAGAUUCUUUAAUCCCACCUCCAGACAGGAAAAAAAUGAAGAAAGUCUGGGAUAGAGCUGUCGAUUUCCUGGCAGCAGAUGAAUCUAGAGUUCGUACAGAGACACGAAGAAUAGGGGGUGUAGAUUUUCUGGUUUGGAGAUGGAUACAACCAUCGGCAUCCCGUGACAAAAUCUUAGUGGUACCUUCUAAAGUUUGGCAAGGACAAGCAUUUCAUUUAGAUCGAAGAAAUUCACCACCAAAUAGCCUGACGCCAUGUCUAAAGAUUCGAAAUAUGUUUGAUCCGGUUAUGGAAAUAGGGGAUCAUUGGCACCUGGCAAUUCAAGAAGCAAUUUUAGAAAAAUGCAGCGAUAAUGAUGGCAUCGUUCACAUUGCGGUAGACAGAAACUCAUGUGAGGGUUGUGUUUAUGUUAAAUGUCUAUCUCCAGAAUAUGCUGGAAAGGCUUUUAAGGCAUUACAUGGCUCAUGGUUUGAUGGAAAAUUGGUAACAGUAAAAUACCUACGACUAGAUAGAUACCAUCAUCGCUUUCCCCAGGCCCUCACUUGCAACGUUCCCUUGAAGCCAUCAAACAAACAUAUGAACUCUAUGUCUCAUCUCCGUCUUCGGACAGGCACAGCUAAUUCUCAGGGAAGCUCCUGAGAGAGUGUUUCUGUCACUGCUAAGACUAUUAUUCACAGCAGGAGAAUCCCUGUUUGGCUGCCGGUCUUCCUUUUUGUUUUGUUUUGUUUUGUUUUUUAAGCUUUUUGUAUGUAAUAUUUUCAUUAAUGAAAACAGGUCUGCUUGAAUGUUCCAGAAAUCUUCAGUUUCCAAAGGGAUUUAGAAUAGCAUUGAACAAAUAGAACAAUUGCUUCCUGUCAUUUGGGGAGCUCAGAUAAACCAGUGCAUUUAAAGUUUUGCAUGAGGAACAUUGAAUUUAUUAAACAUUUUUCAUUAUGGUGGUUGUACAUUACACCAAGAAGUGUUUUAAUAACCACAUACAAGCAUGGUGAAGAGAAGACUUCUUGCAUUUUCAUAGUUUCCUGUGAACUAAUGUUGUGAGUUUUUGUAACCAACCACCUACAUGGUUCCUGAUGACUGAUAGGUAAAGCUGUUAAUUUCAGAAUUUAAUCUUAGGUUUCUGUUCUAUAAGGGAUUGAUUUGCUGCCGCUGGAAUAUGGGGAAAUUUAUUUGGCUUUAGUGGUUGCAUAUUAGUGUGAAGGGAUGCAGAGAUAUUUAAACUGGUUUUUGUAUAUACAUGUAAAUGCUGGUGGUGGCAAAAAUAGUCCUGUUCUGUGAGGAUAUCUGCAUUAAUGCAGUGAAUAAGCUUCCUAUUUUAUUCAUAACCUAAUGUUUUAUAUUAUAUAUAAAUAUAUAUAUAUGUGUAU